This is a messenger RNA of Paramuricea clavata, 1302 nucleotides long. NCBI's taxonomy places the organism in Eukaryota, Metazoa, Cnidaria, Anthozoa, Malacalcyonacea, Plexauridae. The record is from the annotation of a GenBank genome assembly.
AUGAGAUUAGAGUCGUAUUUCUACGUAUUUGUAAUAUUUCUAACCCUCAACGUUUCACAGGUAAGUGGCAAAAGAAACAUUAAAUUUCAUUGUCGUUAUCCUGGCUACAGGCACCGACAUGCAUUAAGGUCCAGACACACCGAACGCGACGCGAAUUUUCAGUUUUUAAAAACAAAUAAAACCGUCAACGGAUAAAAAUUUGUAAAAGUUGUAAAUAGGCAAAAGUUGUGUAGUGUAAAUCGAUCUAAAUUAAACUUCGAAAUGAACGAGCUAUUCACUACUAUUACAAAUUUAUCACCAAAUUUCCUGUUUUGACUUAGAUUGAAAGAGUAUAUUAUAGUAUCAUGAUUUUAUGAACUAGCUGAGAGGGGCCUAACUAUAGGCUAGGAAUACGAUAAGUUGUGUUCGCACUGUUUGACAGCUUGUUCCCAGUUGUAAUAAGUUUGGAACAAGCUUGAUGGCAUUUAUCAGACUUGUUGCAAGUUUGUUCCAACAAGUCUGAUACAGUCAUUGAUAUAGCAAGAAUGUUACAAGGUUGACGACACAAGGUUGUAACAGUACUGUUAUAUCAUGACUUACCGGACUUGUUGGAAAAACCUUGCAACAAGUCUGAUAAAUGCCAUCAAGCCUCUUACAAGUUGUUAACAGCUUGUUCAAAACUUGAUCGUGCUUAGUGAAACACGAAUAGUAAUAAUUCAUGAGGAGAAUUCAAAAGAAAUGAAUGUUUAAUCAAUGUUUGUAAAUCGGAUAAAGAUUUGUCCUGAUUUACAUAAACUUCAGCUUUGAUUUUCUCGGCUUAGACAAUGUUUAUUUUUAAAAUUACUUCGCCAAUGAACUCAUAAAACAUAAGAUGGGUCGUUUUAUAAGCACGAUAAAACAUUCGCAUCAGAUCUUUAUCUGAUGUACAAACUCUCGCUUUCGGCUCGAGUUUUUAUAUCAGAUAAAGAUCGGCUGCUCAUGCUUGAAAUACUGAGUACUUAAACAUUAGCAAACAUUUUACAAUAUUUUUAGAAUGGGGUGGACAGUCUUAACAACAUUGGUUUAAUGGUGUACAACCUUACACGUCUACCAACGAAUGAAACGUGUGAUGCUGGAGACGGAAACUGCAAAUACUCUAUGACCUUACGCUUCUUAUUUUCUGAAAAGCCCGACGUUUUACUUUUUACUCUCCCAACAUUAACAUGGGUGAUACAACCAGGGCAGAGCAAGAUAAUUAACAUUUAUGAAGACGUUGCCAAAGACACAUCUAACCCUCUGAGAGUGGAGAUCUAUCAAUUAUGGAACGCGGCAAGUGGAAUAUAG